AUGGAGACAAGUGUCUGCUCAUCACCACCCAAAUCUAGGGCCAGGAAAAGAGAGUAUGAUUACUAUGAAAAGAGUCAUCGGAAGUACGCAAAAAAGGUGAAGAAAAGUCUAUUCUUAGCCAUUGAAAAAAGAGACCUUGAACAUUUCGCCAAAAUCGUUAAUACGCGAGUCCAAGUGACAACUUGCAGUGGCAAAAAGAUUAUCCAGAAAGCUUUCAUUAAAGCUUGUCGUGCAGGUGAAACAAACAUCGUCCGAUUUCUGCUCCGUAACGGGGCUGAGGUCAACGAGAGAUCGAAAGGUGACCUCACGCCUAUCAUGGCCGCAGUUCUGUCUAACUCUUACGACACGGUUGAAUUCUUGCUCGAAUGUAGAGCUAAGAUCAGAACCCGUUUAAAGCCUACACAAGACAGCGUACUCCAUAUGGCUUUAAAGAGAGGAUUUUAUCAUAGCGAUAUCGUAGGUUCAGAAAACUGGGACCCUACAUUUUUCAUCGACACUAAAAUAAUCAAACUUCUAAUUGACAAUGGAGCUUCAGUUAACCAGAAAUGUAAAGACGGUUACCUGCCCUUGUCGCUUGCUGCCUCUUCCAACAGGGAUGCAGUCAUCACUCACCUCAUUAAGAAAGGCGCUGAUGUCGACAGAGUGGACAGUAGAUAUGAGAUGACUCCCUUGAUGCACGCAGCUAUGGCAGGCAAUGUCUACAUCGUGAGACAGCUUCUGAAGUACAACGUAGACAUGGACAUCACAGACAAAUGGGACUAUACGGCUCUCAUGUUGGCUGCACAGUUCAAAAAGCCUUUAGUUGUCUCAGCUUUAAUUCAAGAAGGCGCUGAUGUCAACAUGGUCAGUGACUAUGAUGGAAAGAACGCCUUAAUUUUGGCUACACAGUCCAACUGUUUUGAUUCCGUCAAUAGUCUUCUGGAAAAUGGAGCAGACGUGAACUACAGAAAGCCAAAGCGAGGCACAACCGCCUUGAUGAUCGCAGCUAAAAAAGGACUCGUCGAUGUCGUGGACACUUUACUCUACUACAAUGCAGAUGUUGACCUGAGAGACGAGGAUGGAAAGACAGCGGUGUGUUUGUGUUCAGAUGAUGAGAUUGUGGAUUUGAUAAAAAGACCAUUUUAG
Messenger RNA from Biomphalaria glabrata, 1125 nucleotides. RefSeq names its product ankyrin repeat domain-containing protein 50-like. The transcript is spliced from 2 exons. NCBI's taxonomy places the organism in Eukaryota, Metazoa, Mollusca, Gastropoda, Planorbidae. The record is from RefSeq and is a predicted model, not a curated record. The coding region runs from base 1 to 1125 and encodes 374 amino acids. Gene Ontology annotation, molecular function: protein binding.